CCUCCAUAUCAUGUGAUUCAGAUGUUCCAAUCCCCUCCAUAUCAUGUGAUUCAGGUGUUCCAAUCCCCUCCAUAUCAUGUGAUUCAGGUGUUCCAAUCCCCUCCAUAUUAUGUGAUUCAGGUGUUCCAAUCCCCUCCCAAUCAUGUGAUUCAGGUGGUCCAAUCUCCUCCAUAUCACGUGAUUCAGGUGUUCCAAUCCCCUGCAUAUCAUGUGAUUCAGGUGUUCCAAUCCCCUCCAAAUCAUGUGAUUCAGGUGUUCCAAUCCCCUCCAUGGACACAGGUGGAUACAAUCAAGCCCCUAGGCAUGCAGACUGCUUCUACAAAC
This is a messenger RNA of Staurois parvus, 324 nucleotides long. The record is from the annotation of a GenBank genome assembly. NCBI's taxonomy places the organism in Eukaryota, Metazoa, Chordata, Amphibia, Anura, Ranidae.